Messenger RNA from Pomacea canaliculata, 927 nucleotides. RefSeq names its product mediator of RNA polymerase II transcription subunit 15-like. The transcript has a single exon. NCBI's taxonomy places the organism in Eukaryota, Metazoa, Mollusca, Gastropoda, Architaenioglossa, Ampullariidae. The record is from RefSeq and is a predicted model, not a curated record. Bases 1 to 927 code for a protein of 308 amino acids.
AUGGAUCUUUUGUAUAAAAGGCCCCCGUUUAGCCCAAGCGCUACCUUCAUUUUGCUGACCGUCCAGAGAUUUGAGCAAGCUCGGCAGAUCCUGGCGAUUGCGAUGACCAAGUCAGCGACGACCAUGUCAGCUCCAGGCAGCUCUACAGGACGGGGACAGAGGAUGCGUCUUCGGCUGACAAUGUCCCAGUUGGUGAAAGCCAUCAAGAAGCUCAGCAAUCAACGCGGCUACUCGCUCACCUCCAUCCGCAACCGCUUGUGCCGCGACGUUGGCAAAUACUCCAUAGACCAGAUCAACUCGGCGCUUCAACGAGCCAUCCAAGCCGGACGGGUAAAGGAGAUCACGGAAGACCGCUUCAGUCUGAUUCGCCACAUCAACCAGCUGUCCUCGCAAGCCUCCUCCUAUGCGGAGUCGCAGGCUUCCACGAGCAGAGAGUGCAGGAUGAGAAGAGGUCGUCAAACUUCUGGUUCACGCAAGACCACGUCUAAUCAGAGAAACAUACCAGGAUUCCGCCUUCGGCUCGUAGAGGAUAAGCCCUCCAGACGUAGAAGGCGCGUGCUACCGUCUGGUCGUGCGGCUAGCACGAAAAAACGACAGCGACGGCAGCAGAAGCAACAGCAACAGCAGAAGCAGCAGCAGCCCAAGCAGCAGAACCGGCGACGGCGCUCCAUGCGUAAUGAGGCGGCCAGCGCCCGCAACGGCUUCUCUGACAGCGUGCCUCCUUCAAACCAACCAUCUCGUCAUGCGGCUCGGAGCAAGAACCGACGGCAACAGCAGCCCAAGCGUCCGCAGCAGUGCCAGCGACAGCGCUGCAUGUGUUAUGAGGAGGCGGCCGCCAGCUGCGAUGAAUGCUCAUCUGAGGGCGAAGUGAAUGAUCAUGACAGUGAUGUGUCCGGUGCCGACGAUUGUCGUGAUGAGGAACAAUGA